Rodentolepis nana is the source of this 3255-nucleotide messenger RNA. Lineage: Eukaryota; Metazoa; Platyhelminthes; Cestoda; Cyclophyllidea; Hymenolepididae. The record is from the annotation of a GenBank genome assembly.
UUGAUUUUCAUUUAUAUCUUUUUUGUCAAAAUGGAUAUUUAUAUGGAUAUGGAUAUUGCUGCUGAGGAAACGUCGUCACUCUUGCAUGGCCAAAAAUUCAUUAAGCCAUUUUCUAACUUUUUUCAAACGGCCAAACAAAAAUUUGCAGAUUUUGAUCCUGAGAGUGCUGUUCACUUGGUUGGUCCCAUGUUUGAGCUCACUGCUCCUAUUGAUAAAGAUAAAUCGCAUCAAGAUUUCGAUGCAGUAUAUCCCGAAAAAUGUGUUUCAUAUGGUCCAACUAUCUGCUCCUUCGGCCUAUCUUAUAAUGAUCACAAUUAUGCCAAGCCUGUUGGCUUGACUCCUCCCGUUAUGGCACCUCAUCUUAUGGAUGAUUAUCCUUCCAGAUCAAAUAACUUACCUCUCCCAAUUCCAGUUGUAAAGGAGGCAAUUACCGAUGCUGUUGCUAAUAAUUCAAAUGUGUCAACGGAUACCGGUGCUCAAUUGCUCUCUUCCUCUACAUCAAAUCAAGCAAAGUUCCUCAUCAAAACAAAGGAAGUCAAGUCACCAACGAUUACUGUAACAUCCCCUUCGACAUCACUUACUAAUAAUAGGUCUGAUAGACCAACUCAAUUUGAUGUACCUUCUGUUGAUCCUUCAGCUGGUUUAUCUGACUCCAAAAAAGCUCUCUUUGCUGCUUGGCAUGCGAAAGCUGCAGCUAGUGGUGGUACUUUGCUAGUUCAACAUAACUGGAAAAAUUCCGACACUCAACAACAAUCGCAGAAAAAAUCUUCCUCCGAAACAGAAGGGAAUAACGGCAUCACCGAAAAGCAGAAUUCCGUCAAAGAUCAGAUUGUUCUUAAUGUUCCACGUUAUUGCAGAAGUCUUGGUAAAGAAUCGGAGGGUGAAAGAGUUUUUCUGGAAUCCGAUAUGAAGAUACUCGAAGUCCCUGAAGAACUCUGUGUUUCUCCGUCGAAAUUGAGCAGCCUAGACAGUUCUGAUGAGGAAGAUCUUUCGGGAGAUGGAGCCGAAGAAAGUGAACUGAGUCAAAAGCCCGCCAUGUGGUCAACUGUGAGCUGUGUUUGUGAAAUGAAAACUGGUGAUUCAAACAUGAUUCAGUGCCUUAAUUGCAGGUAUCUCCAGCACUUGGAUUGUAUGAACAUAGCAUAUGCCGAUGGAGCCUGCACGGACGAAGCUAAUCCCACUGCAAUUACUCCUAAGGAUAAACUCUUAGAUCCUGCCACCUACUUGUGCCCUUCCUGUAUUCGUCCCACGUUUACUCUUAGUUCCGAAUUGUUUGCACGCGUUAUCGCUGCACAGAAGGAGAGGGAGACGAAUAAGCAGAAAACUCUCUACUCCUUCGUGCAACAUAAUUCUGGGAAAGCUGACCCACCCAGGCGUCCUAUUGGCGGUGCUCACCUGAUUGCAAGUGCUACGGAUCGGGCACGCCAGCUGGGGCUCAUUGGUGAUGGAAGUGGACCAGGAUCCACUACAAGCUCUAAGUCGAUUAACUACCCAAGUACUGAUGAACGGGUCAAAAUGAACUGUAUUGAGCGACAAAAUAAUGAAUCCACUGAUAUCAACUUACGAAUUCCUUCACCUCCUCGGGCCUCUAAGAGAAAGCAGGAUCUUAAAUCAAAGCCAUUCGUUGAACAACCACCUGCUAUAAUCAAGCCAAGUCCCGUUGAAAACGAGGAACUGAGAUCCCCGGGUACUCCUAACGCUCAUAUUCUUCCUAGUGGACCUAAUGCUCCAACAGUUUCAAAUACUCCCCUUCGUCUUGCAUAUCAAAAAGGUGUCAAGAUCUAUUCCUCUGAUGGAACUGACGAAAGAUCACCCAACACCUCCCUCCUUUCCUCAACCGAGAAGAUCCCGUUGACAAGUCCUAUGGGUAUUAUUAACAGCACCAAGAAGAAAAGGUCAGGAUUGUGCUCUGAAUCUCCCCAACGCAUGUCUACUGGAAAAAGAGGAUCGAAUGUAGGAUCCACUCUCGGUUCUGCAUGGGCUAAGGACUAUCGAGAAGCUGAUACAAAUGUUUUUUCGGAAAAUCUCCUCAACUAUGUUGAUCAACGAAUUAAAAGUGGUCGAGAACGCAUCCAACGGCUGACUCCUACUUCCCUUGGUCGAACUCCUCUCUGUCGGGUUGUCAUGUUCGAUCAUGAUGACAAGGGUCUUGAAGCAUCAGCACGUCUUGGAAAGGGUGAAGUCGUAACCGAACUUCGAGGAAACCUCAUGCUCAUGGAAGAGUACGAGCACUUUGUGGAUCCGAUUAAUGAGUCCAAUCGUUACGUAAUGAUUUAUCAAAACUUUGGUGAUCGUGCAAUUGCCAUCAAUGCCACACAAUAUGGUAAUGAUGCUAGGUUCAUUCGUCGCUCCUGCAUUCCCAACUGUUUUCUUGAUCACUUCAUAGUGUGCGAUAAACUGCGCAUCAUAAUUCGCACUACGCAGGAGCUGAUGCCCGGUGUAGAGCUAACCAUUCCUUUCGAUUUUGACUAUCGAUCCUGUAGAUAUGCUGUUAAGUGUGCUUGUGCUCGCUCCCGCUGUCCUGUACAAAAAUGGUGCCGCAAACUUGCCCGUAAUAAAGUUAUGCCCAACUUGGACUACGGCAGAUAUAUUGAAUAUCGACUUAACGCUUUGUCUAAACCGAUAACCGAUGACCAAUCGCCAACAACACCAGGUAGUAGCCGUUCAUACUCAACAGAUAACUCUCCCGUUCCUUCAUCCUCUCACAAAAUAAUGCUUGGUAAUACUCCUACUCCAACAUCAUCUACUACUCAACGUUAUACACCUACUUCCUCCAAUCGGCCCUUCCCUGCUGCCCGUCUUUUCACUUCUCCCACACCUGCCAAAAAUGCUCCCAUUCCAUCCACGUCUAACUGCCAAGUUCCUGAGAAAUCUCCCACUGACGCUGAUAGUUAUAAUGACGACGAAAAUGCACCGACAAAGACACCGACGGCAAAUCCCAACCCUGAGGCAGAAGCACCUUUGACAAAGAUUGAUCCCGUAGAGGAACAACAGCGGCAACUUUCUGCUUCAACAGUAGAUCAUGAAAAGCCUCAUCGAGAGGAUCCUCCACCGCCGUCCAAGAAGCGACGUUCAACGAAUACGGAUAAAGCGAAGGUUGGUGAAAAGUCCUCUAAGAAGGAGGCUAUUCUGGAUAUUCCUCCAUUUCAACCGAUCAUUACAACAAGACGACAGGCAGCGAAAUUUGCUGCUAUUGCGACGAAGAAAACACCCUCGACAAGAUCAUCUUCGGGCAGCUCUAAAAGACGAAAAUAG